ACAAAUUCUUCGCGGAACGGCGAAGUAACCGUGGACAACACUCCGUGCCGAUACCCACAAGCGGCGGGUCCGUGGAAUGAUGAGGCGCUCUGGCCUCAUUCUCUUGCUGCUUCGCAUUUUGCCACGUCUGCCACCAGGUGAAUUUUUGGAGGUGAACAUCAACCCCACAGAACAUAAUUCUCGGAGUUAAAGAAACGUUCUAAAGUCGUUGGCCCCGUAGUACCAAAGCCUUCAAGCGUACGUGUUGCGUCACUGCGUCACCGUCCGCACUGCGCUUUGCCUGCGAGACCCAAAUCUUGGGAGGCCUCAGGACUGAACCAGGAAUGAAGUUGUGCAGUUUGGAGCCUGCGAAGUUGCCCAUAGAGGAGGGGAACGGCGUUUGCCUACCAUGGUUAAGGAUGAAAGCUUAUGGGAUCUAGGGCCCGACUGUAAAAAAGUUCAUAAAAAUCUCCCUUUAGAAAAAGAGGCAAGUCGGGCUUGGAUCAGGGUUUACGAGGAGAGAGUUGUGUACCAGUGUGGAAGCACUGACAGCCCGACCGCAGCGGUUAUGCUUUAUAUAGUUCAAGGACUGGGGAGUGAGGGAUGGAGCGAAGGUGGUAGGAUGCCGAAUGAAUAUGAAAUCUUUUUAGCCGGGUGGCUUUUGACAUAAAUGGAAGCAUGCCAAGGAGGCACGCUCACUCACCUCUACAUCACACUGUGCCAUCAUAAGGUAAUGCGUGAUCAGGCGCAGUGUGCUGUCCAGGCGUGACGAAGCUGAUGAACCAACGGCGAUUCGUCUCAUGGCCAAGAUCAAUUAAUGGUACCACAGUACAAGUUACUACUCGCGCGCGCGCAGGCUCACAGACAUUUCAGGACACUGGUUUCAAUUUGCCGUGUUUCUUGUCGUAGGGCGUCGCAUCCGUUUGCAGUAGUACUGGCCGUGCCAUGGGCUCUGGAUGGGCGUCGAAGCAACCACUGUUGUUGUUAGCUCCCACUUCUUUUAUCGUCAUGCUCAGCCGCUCGAAUCCAAUGUGUCUUAUUUUGUCUGAGCGAACCGAAAAGAGCGGAUCACAACCCAACUGCCUCCUCCAUUCAUCAGCUGGAAAAACCACUCUCCGAGAAAGACAGACAACGUGGAACAAUAAGGGGAUUUUUGGGAACCGCACCCAAUUCUUGAACGGCGUUGACAAACAUUGGACUCGUAUGACUGAUAUUACCUCGAGAAGGUACUCCCGCAAACACGGACUUGAAAGAAUAUUGCUAGAAUUAUUGCGAGGGUCGUCAACGCACUUUAAAACAACAAGGACUGCAACAUAUUAUCGAAGCCGGCUAUCCUCGCGUGAAAACACAAUUGGACGAAGCAAACCAAACUCGCCUCAGCGGAGCUGUGUCUGCCUGGCGUGUAGGGAAGCACAUGAAGAACUACUGUGCCAUUCCCCAUGUAGGCGGUUCAACGCUCGUUCUCUCAGAAUCCCGUGCUAAUAGGUUGCGGCCA
This is a messenger RNA of Toxoplasma gondii ME49, 1474 nucleotides long. RefSeq lists its product as hypothetical. The record is from RefSeq and is a predicted model, not a curated record. NCBI's taxonomy places the organism in Eukaryota, Apicomplexa, Conoidasida, Eucoccidiorida, Sarcocystidae. The transcript has 3 exons. The coding region runs from base 925 to 1461 and encodes 178 amino acids.